This is a messenger RNA of Nicotiana tabacum (common tobacco), 1743 nucleotides long. Its product is annotated as transcription factor DIVARICATA. Gene Ontology annotation, molecular function: DNA binding. NCBI's taxonomy places the organism in Eukaryota, Viridiplantae, Streptophyta, Magnoliopsida, Solanales, Solanaceae. The record is from RefSeq and is a predicted model, not a curated record.
UAACAUGUAUUGCAAAUCUAAUCACUAUUCAACAACUCGUAUUCCUUGACGUAUCUCAUUAUCUUUUUCUUAUUUUAGUUCCACUCUCCUUCUUCUCUUGGUUCACACUAGUAUACAAGCAAGACCACUAAUACAGAACAGUUGCACUGCCAACCCCACUGUAUAUUACCCACUUUGAUCAACUUCUUUUUGUUUUUUCAAACUCAUUUGCCACUAUUCUCUCCUUUGGCUUCCAAAAAUAGCAAACAGCAGAACAACUUCAGCCUCUUUCUUGGUGCUCUUUUACUUUGGUUUCUUAGGAUCAACCUUUUGUCUGGAUGAUCUUUGCUCCUUCACUUCAUCUAUUAAAUUUCUGUUAAGGUUGUUCUCUGUUUUCUCAUACCCUUUUCAGUUUUACGCUUUAUUUCUUGAAUAUAACCCGACUUGGCUGUCCAAAACUUGAAAUUCUUGUUUGAGUUGUGCUCAAUUUGCAACUUUUUUUCUCUUUACUCAUCGUUUAUGAUUGGGAAUUGGGAGGGUUUAGGUGGUUAUGCCUGAGUAGUAAAAUCAGUUGCUUUUCCCUAUUUAUUUCAAAGAUUCUUUAGCUCUCUUAAAAAGGGUACUCAUUUAAGGCCUAUCGUGUGUUAUAAAAAUCUCAUCUUUUUUUCUAUUCACACAACACAUAAAUUGUCUUUAACAAAUGGAAAUAAGUAGUCUAUUCUAAGUCUUAAUAAGCAAACUCAGGAUACUGGGUAUUGAAAAGAAAAUGGAAACUUUGUGGGCUACGUCGCUUAUACCAAAUUCAAGCUGGAUGAUGAUGGAACAGAGGAAAAGCAGUGAAUGGACACAAGAAGAGAACAAGAAAUUUGAAAGUGCACUUGCAAUAUACGAUGAGAGAACUCCAAAUAGAUGGUUUAAGGUGGCGGAUUUGAUCCCUGGGAAGACAGUAUAUGAUGUGAUGAAACAGUACAAAGAAUUAGCAGCAGAUGUAAGUGACAUAGAAGCUGGCUUGUUCCCAGUUCCUCCUUCGUCUUUUAUGCUUGAGUUGGUCGAUGAUAAUCGCGGUGUUCAAGCGUUUAGAAAGAGGGGCAGAUCUUUUGAUCAAGAGAGAAAAAAAGGUGUCCCAUGGACUGAGGAAGAACACAGGAGGUUUCUGAUGGGACUUGACAAGCAUGGGAAAGGGGAUUGGAGGAACAUAUCAAGGAAUUUUGUGAUCUCAAAAACGCCAACGCAAGUGGCAAGUCAUGCUCAAAAAUACUAUCUGAGACAGCUUUCAGGAGGGAAAGAUAAGAGGAGACCUAGCAUCCAUGACAUUACUACUGUCAAUCUCACGAACAUCGACUUGUCCGACAACAAUCUAAACAGCAACAACAACAACAACAACAAUAAAUUUCCAUCUUCGUUCGCGGUUAACAACCCGUUGCAGAAUUCUAAUGAUGGAGCGUUGAUGGCUUUUGGAUCGUCUUAUAACAGCAGCUCCUACCCCUAUGAGUUUGGUUCAGUAAACAUAUGGAACUGACAAUUAAUAUUAUUGCUAAUGACAAUUCCCAGAUACACACCCAUAUCAGAUAUGGGGUUCAACAGUUCAAGAAUGUCGGUCUUGGAUUUUGGUUUUGUGAUCUUAAUGUGAUGUAAAUCUUAGUUUUACUUUCGCAAUUAAGCCCUACUCUCUCUGUGCUGCUUUCAGACUUUACCAAUGAAAGUCUAUCAAUUUGCCUGCUUUUUUUUUCUUUCUUUUUCUUAAAUGCAUACAUGAUUCCUUUC